Erythranthe guttata (spotted monkey flower) is the source of this 721-nucleotide messenger RNA. The record is from RefSeq and is a predicted model, not a curated record. NCBI's taxonomy places the organism in Eukaryota, Viridiplantae, Streptophyta, Magnoliopsida, Lamiales, Phrymaceae.
AGAGAUUAUAUCAAAGCUAAGCUGGAGCAAAGUUGAGAUCACAUCAAAACUUUGUGAAAAUCAUGAUGUCAGAAACAAGACGGUUGGAGCGAUUGGAAAAAUCCGUAGAGAAAUUACGGAUUGAUUUUCAGAAAUUGCUCGAACAAAGUCAAGGACGACGUCAACACCAACACAAAAGCCGAAGGGAUCGCCAACCAUCACCGCCAACGCCACCGCCGUUGUUGCCGAGCCUAUCGUCGGAGGGAGAGGAAGAGGACGACGAUGAUUUUUUCGAAGAGCCCCAAAUUUUUGUGAGUUCGCCCAAAGAAGAAGAAUCGAAUUCCACUGAGAUAAAGUGGGACGAAGAGCCGAAAGAAGAAGAAUCGGAAUCAAUUGAGAUAAAGUGGGACGAAGACGAGAAAUUAACCAGAGAGGAGAGCGAAGAGCUACUAUGGAUAUUGGGAGAUUUCCAUGGUGUUCAAAAGAAAGGAGACGAAGAACCGAUGGUCAGUUUGGAGGAGACAAAAUCUGAAAAGACGAUUAAAAAAGUUUAUCUAUCGGGAAAAAAAUUGAGUAUUUUCGCAAAAGUAGCCUUUGGAAUCUCUUGGGGUCAGCAAGAGUGUUUUUCGGAGUCAAUCGGGAAGCAAGUCGAUGAGGUCAAACAUAGGUGGAAACACAAAGGAGAUGGACCAAAUUGAUUCGAACCUUGAGGACAAGGUUCAUUUCAAGCGGGGUGGAAUGU